Molecule: messenger RNA, 785 nt
Organism: Sodiomyces alkalinus F11
Lineage: Eukaryota; Fungi; Ascomycota; Sordariomycetes; Glomerellales; Plectosphaerellaceae
Exons: 1
Coding region: 250-672 (140 amino acids)
Source: RefSeq, a predicted model, not a curated record
GAAACCCUCCGAGAGGACACCCCGAGCCAACCCCGACCAAAGAGACACACCCUGUGGCUAACAAGGUUUUGAGAGAUGUUGCAAGGUCCUCGGAGAGACGUCGGAAGCCAUGAACAGACGAACAAGUGUCACACAAUCGGCCACUGACAGCCUCCCACAACCCAUAGGACGGAGACGGCUCCGGAUUCGGGUUCGCUCCCGGUUGAAAAUCCCUGCAGAGCCUGCAGAAGCCCUGCAAAUUCCGUCGGUAUGCUCGUCACCAUCUCAGAAAUAGGGUUUCUGCGGGAAGCGAAGCCCGUGGUUCAUCUCCGGGGAACCGGUGCACCGGUUAUCCCCAACGUCGCCGUUACAUCGGUGUGGCUUUUGGCUUUCGGCCUGCUUUUGGCCUGCUUCUGGCCGAACAAGGUUGCUAGCUUUCCACACACAAGGUUUGCCUUACGGGCCGGCCUGCCCACCAUCGCAGACCGUUCGGAGCAUCCCUCGCGAGUCUCGCCUUCAACACGGCACCCUAAAAUAAGACAUCGCCUAGCCAAAAGGGGCAGCGUAGUCUUUUUCAGCCGAGCUUCCCCGGAUCGGCGAGACAUAUGUGUGUUUCAGUGUGGGGACGUCUUCAAAAUGCUUCAUCUUACCGCUCUCUCUGCCAAACGUCCCGAAUGUUCCUUGUCUAAUUAAGGUACAAUACGAGCAUUUUAGCCUUUUUUAUUUUAUUUUUAUUUUUGUUGGUCGGCGAAGAAACAUCUGACUCCUGCUUACUCUGUCGAUCACACCUCUACGCCUCUUCCGCU